UUUAGUGGGAGGACGUUCUUUUCUGUGCCAGACGAUUGCAGAAAAUUAGGUUUUUUAAUCAUCUGCGAACUGCCAGUGAUUGAUCUCAUAAAGAACCAGUUCCAGAACGUAUUAAUUAUCAAGAAUGGUUCGCAAAAAAUCGUAACUCUUGUGGACUCCUGCAAAAUUCGGACGAGUCACGUACAUCAAAUUGUUUAUGUUCCUCUGGUGUUUCUCAUCAAUUCCAAUCAAUCAGACUCACUCACUAGCAGUAUGUUUGUUCUCAAGUUUUAACUUUCGAAAGCGGAAAAUAUGGCUUCAACACCAACGUGAACAGGUACUAUUAUAAUUGGUGGUCGAUUGUUUAGUCGUUGUAGAAGGGUAAAAUAAAGUGAAACUGGCUGGUGGCUAAACAAGGUCAAGACAGAAUCUGGCACGGGAAAGGCAAAUUCCUGUGAGUUGCGAUUAGAAGGGAGUUGAGUAACUUGUUAAGAAUGUCUGGAGUGUUUAGCUACAAUCGGGAAGCUGUGCGGGUGAAAGUAAAGAAAUGUGAGAAAAAUGUGCCACCCGAGACACGGAAGUUCAGUGUCGAUCCACAGAUUACCAGCCUCGAAGUGCUGUGUUCAAUUUUGGCGAAAGCGUUUGAUCUGCGGACAGACUUCGGCAUUAGCUACAAAGCAUUGGAUGCCACUGGACAUGAAAGCUACUUGGUGGUGCUUUCGGAUUGGGAUUUGGAAGCAGCCUUCCUGAGAGCUCAUAACCAAUCGAUAGCAUCAAAAAGCGAACCAUGUCUGUACUUGCGAGUAGACAUAAAGCCAUUCUCAGAGACUUCGGAAUGGGACGGAUCGGGAAAUUCUGGAGGAAUUACACGGGAACUGGUUUCGUUGCAGCAAUCGAUCGGAGCUGGUCAGAAGUAUGUGCAAACCAAGCUACCAGGGCUGAUAAUGAACCAUAUGGAGAAAACGCUUUCGCUGGUUCAGAGGGCCCUGAAUCUAGCAGAAGAUCCUUUGAUGACACAAGCCAUCAGACCUCCGUUGGCAGAUGCCGAGUUUAGGACGUUUUGCGACUCAGUAGGUCAGAUUAUAGAACCGGGACAACUGAGAAAGGUUAUCUAUCUGGGAGGAAUCGAUCCCAGUCUGAGAAGGGUCAUUUGGAAGCACAUACUCAAUGUGUACCCGGAAGGAAUGACCGGUAGGGAAAGGAUGGAUUACAUGAAGAAAAAAUCUGGUGAAUACUAUAAACUUCGAGACGUGUGGCGAACAGCGGUCCAGCAAGGAAACAUUGUCGGCGAAUUGGCAUAUGUCACUAGUAUGGUUCGGAAGGAUGUUCUACGAACCGAUCGGUUGCAUCCAUUCUACGCUGGCAGCGACGAUAAUCAAAACAUCGCUUCACUAUUCAACGUACUAACAACCUAUGCUCUGAAUCAUCCGGCCGUAAGCUAUUGCCAGGGAAUGUCCGACAUUGCUUCGCCACUACUCGUCACUAUGGCUGACGAAGCUCAAGCGUACAUUUGUUUCUGUGCAGUUAUGACCAGACUGAGUUGCAAUUUUAUGCUAGACGGGAUUGCGAUGACUUUGAAGUUUAACCACUUAUCGGAGGCACUGCAAUACUAUGAUCCGGAUUUUUUCGCCUACCUUAAAAUGCAUCAGGCGGAUGAUCUACUCUUCUGCUACCGAUGGUUACUGUUGGAGAUGAAACGAGAAUUUGCCUUUGAAGAUUCGCUGCGAAUGUUAGAAGUAUUAUGGAGUUCCCUGCCUCCUAUGGCUCCGAACAGUGAACUAGCUUUGUUUGAAAAAGAAUACGAACCUCCUCCGAUGGACGUUCCACAGCCGAAGAGUCCUACGCAGGUCGUGAUGAGAACUCCACGAGAAAAUCCAUACACCAAAGUAUGCGCCCUCAGGCGGCAGAGCUCAGCGCUUUCACUAAGUUCCUCAUGCACCAACCCGGUUAACAUCCUCAUUGGACCGGGCAAACUGGACGCCACGAAAAGACUAAAUCUCAGCCUGGACGAAAAUAUUACACGCGAGACGUUAUACAACAGCAAGAAUAUAAACAAGAUUCACCAGAGCUUGGACGAAGCGAAAACCGCAUUGGUCAAACAAAGGAAAAUAGUCCGCAGCGUUGGAGAUGACGACAUUCUGGAAUGCAACAUUCCGACUCAAGACGGAACCGAACAAGACCCCGAUGAUGAAGACGAUAAUGUAUUUCUACAAUCGCCGGUGCAGGCACCAGAAGCACUCACGACAGUUGGCACUAAUCCUUUCCUAGAUAGCCCACCAGAUUCGGUGACCCCUGGCGAACCGCUAGAUCUGAAGGUGGUGACUCAAGAGUUCAAGAAUGAAGAACAACCUCAACUGCAGCAACUAAGAAAGGAACUGCCACCAACGGAUAAUCAGCCACAGCUGCAACCACAAUCGCAGCCGGCUAGUGGGGAAAAUAGCUCCCGAAAUUCCCCGAUCACCAGAAGCAAAAGCUUAUUUUCGGCUGGCACCGGAAACCUGAUUGCACGGCAGCUGAGUACUCAGCGGAAGAAUUUCAGCACCACCAGCGGCGGUCAUUUUAGAGAUUUGAAGGAGAAGCUAGCUGCCAGCAAGAAAGGCAUUUUCGCAUCGCUGGACAAAUCGGAUUCCGAAGCCCCAGCAGCUGGCCCCGGAGGCCAAGGAGGUGACGAUCGGAAGCCCAAGCUGGUGAAAAACUUUAACGAAUUCCUUAGCUUCGCUGCUAUGAACCGGAGCCGCAUUAGUGAUCGGUUGAAUAAUAAACGGAUUGCCUCAUCGCUGGAUUCCACUGGUAGCACUGUCACUAUAACGACCGGAUCGUCUUUUACCAUGGAUGAUGACUCGACCGAGACCAUCGAGUACGAUGAACUGAAACCGAAACCGCUCAUCAAGCUGACCAAGUCCUCGUUCGAUGAUUCCGAUUCGUCCAGCAUUGGGGUUGUCGAUUCGUUUACGGCCAUAUCACGAUCCAGUGAUAAUAGUAGCUUUAUAGUGGACGAUAGUUCCGUUUCGGUAUCACCGGUUCAUCAACCACUCCAGGAGGAGGUCGAUGGUGAAAAAGAAGACGACGAAGAAAAUGGUAAUAAUCAAUUCCAACUGCAAAUUCAGGAUGGAAGUAGUCCGGAUGACUCGCAGGAAUACUUCCCAAUGACGACUUCGAUGACACGAGAGCUGAGACUGGAGCUGGAGAAUCUUGAUCGUCAUGUGUUCGGUACUGACUUUCACAAUCAGCAGAGAUUUUACACACUGGGCGGAUGUAUUGAACUUGAUACUCCACCGGAGAGUGUAGAUUCGAUUAAAACGUUCGGACAAGUACACCCAAUUAGCUAUCGCAAACUGAACCAAAAUGGCUCGGGUGAUGCGUUAGAAAUGCAAUCAGUAGACGAGAUCUGUGCUCUGAAGGAAGUCCCAAGCACAGAUGUUGUUCGGUAUCGGGAGAAAAAGAGACCCAAAAGUGAUAUAGAUAUCGACAGCAAGCGUGUCAGUACCUCCAGUGCCAAUGCGGACGUUUUCGUGUGGGAGAAUCCGCUCCAUCAGGUCGAAAGCUCACUCUCCACCGGCGGAGGUGAAUUGUCGCAGGCUCGGCCACUAACAACCAUGAUCGAGCGAACGGCUACCACUCCCGAUGAAUACCCCGAGCUCGAAUACGAUGGAGAAAUAAUCGUAGAAACAGGAACGGGCAAAAAAUCAGUCACUCCGAUACGCCUGGUUCGUCGAACGGGUGACCAAUCCAACUGCAAUUCUAACCGUAAUUCAAUGAUCCUGCCGGAAUCCGACUCGGACGAUUCCCCAGAUAGAUCCCCCACAGUCAAUUUUAGAUUCCAUCCCAAUAAUCCAUUCUACGAAGCAAAUAGCAUCGAACCGAUGCGAAUCCUAACAACCUCUUCACCACCCGAAGCCACGCUGAACACCCCGCAGCCAGCAAAUAUGGCUGGUUCAAGCAAUUCCUUCGAGGAAGCAUCUGAAGCGUCCAAAAUUGACCUAGCCAUCCAGCAGCCAUCGGUGAACGUCCCAACCAAUGCAACCGGGCUGGACGGUACCGAAUCGAUCAAGGUUGCCGGAGUCCUACCUGCUCCGCAUGAAUUCGGUGGCGGAAAUCCAUUCCUAAUGUUUCUUUGCUUGACCAUUCUGCUGCAACAUCGGGACUACAUAAUCAAAACUGGAAUGGACUACAACGAGAUGGCAAUGCACUUUGACAAAAUGGUUCGAAAGCACAAUGUGGUACGGGUACUGAAUCAAGCCCGACAAAUGUAUGCCGAAUAUCGGAAGCUCUAUCUCCAGGAACAGCAACAACACCAGCAGCUGCAACAGCAAAGAGCUAAUGCUGGAAGUGCGAGUAUGAGUAGUAGCAUGUACGGGAAUCUGGGUGGUGGUGGUUUAGGAGGGCUAAAUUCUAUCGCGACUAUGAGUGGGACUGCACCUCCCAGGAGGAAUACUACAAGCGGGUUGACCUUCACGACGUAGAAGGCUAUUGAUACAGGUAGACCACGUUAUCUGCUCCUGACAUGUAGCAUUAAAAGCAAAGCUAGGAUACAACUGUGAUGUACUGGGAAAGGAGCAAACGCUAACAAUGAUGACAAAAAUCCUACCACCGGUGAUUGCACGGACGCCGAAUUCUACUAUACUCUGGAUUCAUUCUAAGUCACCUAGUUUAUUUACUCCUAAUUUUACUAAACUUAAUAUUUCGCCGUAAAUUUUCCAAAGAUUUUUCAAGCUAUACCUCAUUUGUUUGUGAUACCGUUAUGGACUGAUUUGAAGCUAAUAUUUUAAACGGACGGCAUUUCACCGGAUGUACUCGUGUGCUUUUACCUUUCAUAUUUAGUUUACUUCGAUUUUUUGUUUCGCACUCGGCUUGACAGAAUGCACAUCAAAUAGUGAAGUAAGAUCGCAUUUUACCGUUGGAUUAUAAAAUCACAUACAUUUUCAAAUUAAAAAGCGAUAAACUGUAAUACCAAGCUGCAAAGUCAAUAAAUAUUUUUCAAUACAAACAUAAUAAUAAUAUU
Molecule: messenger RNA, 4981 nt
Organism: Ochlerotatus camptorhynchus
Lineage: Eukaryota; Metazoa; Arthropoda; Insecta; Diptera; Culicidae
Exons: 5
Coding region: 474-4442 (1322 amino acids)
Biological process (GO): regulation of autophagosome maturation; activation of GTPase activity
Cellular component (GO): autophagosome
Molecular function (GO): GTPase activator activity
Source: RefSeq, a predicted model, not a curated record